Messenger RNA from Penicillium longicatenatum, 1569 nucleotides. Its product is annotated as carotenoid oxygenase family protein. Gene Ontology annotation, biological process: carotene catabolic process. The coding region runs from base 1 to 1569 and encodes 522 amino acids. Gene Ontology annotation, molecular function: carotenoid dioxygenase activity. NCBI's taxonomy places the organism in Eukaryota, Fungi, Ascomycota, Eurotiomycetes, Eurotiales, Aspergillaceae. The transcript has a single exon. The record is from RefSeq and is a predicted model, not a curated record.
AUGACCUCUCUGUCUUCUAGCUCCGGCCUUGCCUCGAAAUGGCCCGCUGCCCUCGAUCUCGCAGGUUCGGCGGCACCUUGCCGAGUAGAAGGCGAAGUUGGGGAUUUAGUCGUCUUGGGUGAAAUCCCAGACGGUAUCAAUGGGACUUUCUACCGCGUGAUGUGCGACCCAUACAUGCCCCCACAUCCCGACAAUAUCCCUCUCGACGGGGAUGGCAACGUAUCGGCAUUUCGAAUUCGUGAUGGCCGCGUCGACAUGAAGAUCAAGUAUAUCGAGACGGAACGCUAUAAGCUAGAGCGACAUGCGAACAAAGCAUUAUUUGGCCUCUAUCGGAAUCCCUUUACUCAUCACCCAUGUGUCAGAGCCGCAGUGGACUCAACGGCGAAUACCAACCUGGUCUACUGGGCUGACCGGAUGAUUGCUCUGAAAGAAGUGGCCCUCCCUUACGAAAUAGACCCCGACACUCUGGAGACACUAUGCUAUGAUCCGUUUGGUGAUCAGGUCAAGUCAAAAACUUUCACGGCCCAUCCAAAGGUUGACCCGUACACCGAAGAACUGGUUGUCUUUGGCUACGAAGCUAAAGGUCUUGGGACUAAGGACAUCGUCGUCUACGCUCUUGAUAAAUAUGGAAAGAAACACGAUGAGCAGUGGAUCGAAGCACCCUGGUGUGCUUUUAUUCAUGACUGUGCCAUUACGCCAAAUUGGCUUAUUCUUGUCUUGUGGCCAUUUGAAGCUACCCUUGAGCGUUUGAAGGCUGGGAAGCACCACUGGGCCUGGGACUACAGCUUGCCAGUGACCUUCAUUAUUGUCCCAAGGAGAAAGACCACACCCGUACCAGCUGGAUGGAAAGAAGGGGAGCAUAGAGUUUAUUCCUGGAAGAACUGCAUGCCUAUUCAUACGGGAGGGGCAUGGGAAGCUCAGAAUGGAAAAUUAUAUCUCGAGUCAUCUCGCGUACAUGACAACGCGUUCCCUUUCUUUCCGACAGCCGAUGGGGAACUGCCAUCGCCGGGCGCCAAAGCAGACUUUGUGCGUUGGGAGUUCGAUCUGAAUCUUCCUGAUGGAAGUCAAAUUCCGGACCCGCAGCUUAUCCUCGAUACGCCUUCGGAAUUCCCUCGCAUGGAUGAGCGGUUUAUGACCAAGGAGUAUGAAUUCAUUUUUCUGAAUGUUUUCAUUCCUGAUCGGUUGAAUGGGGAAAAGAACAUUUUCCAUGGGCUCAACGGGCUUGCGAUGCAUAGUCACAAGACCAACAAAACUCAUUGGUACUAUGCCGGAGACGACUGUCUCGUGCAAGAGCCGGUAUUCAUUCCCCGUUGUGCUGAUGCUCCCGAGGGUGAUGGAUGGGUUCUCGCUAUGGUCGAGCAGCGUACUGUAAAUAGCUGCCACCUCGUCAUCCUCGAUACGAAAGAAUUCGAGAAACCGAUCGCUUUCGUUCAGCUUCCUUUGCAUGUGAAGGCACAGGUUCAUGGCAACUGGGUUGGUGCAUCUCUGCUUCCUACGAGCAAAAGUCUUGUUCGGACCUUCUCUCAGCCUAUCAUUAGUAACCAGGGAUCCUUGGUCUCUCUGGCUUAG